GGUCUACGCCGCCUCCUCCGGGCGCGGGGAGCGCUGGCCAUUGGUGGGGGGCGCAUGUGGGGGCGCGCGGCGCGAAGGCGCUGCCCGCAGGGGCUGCGGCGCGGCCGGGAAGCGCUGCUGGUGCUGCUGGCGUUGCUGGCGCUGGCUGGCCUGGGCUCUGUGUUGCGGGCGCGGCGCGGAGCCAGGGCGUCCGAGCCGGGACCUCCGCGCUCUCCGCGCUUCGGUCGGCGCGACCCGGUCCUGCCGCGGCCUCCGGUGCCCCAGGACGCUCUGGGCGCACGGGGCGAGGCGGUGCGGCUGCAGCUGCAGGGCGAGGAGCUGCGGCUGCAGGAGGAGAGCGUGAAGCUGCACCAGAUCAACAUCUACCUCAGCGACCGCAUCUCGCUGCACCGGCGCCUGCCCGAGCGCUGGAACCCGCUGUGCAAAGAGAAGAAAUACGAUUAUGAUCAUUUGCCCACGACAUCAGUUAUCAUAGCAUUUUAUAAUGAAGCCUGGUCAACUCUCCUUCGGACAGUUUACAGCGUCCUUGAGACAUCUCCAGACAUCCUGCUCGAAGAGGUCAUCCUGGUAGAUGACUACAGCGAUCGAGAGCACCUGAAGGAGCGCCUGGCCGGCGAGCUGGCCGAGCUGCCCAGAGUGCGCCUGAUCCGUGCCACCAAGAGGGAGGGCCUGGUGCGAGCCCGGCUGCUGGGGGCUUCCGUGGCAAAGGGCCAAGUGCUGACCUUCCUGGACUGCCACUGUGAGUGCCACGAAGGGUGGCUGGAGCCGCUGCUGCAGAGGAUCCAUGAAAAGGAGUCGGCAGUGGUGUGCCCUGUGAUUGAUGUGAUCGACUGGAACACCUUCGAGUACCUGGGCAACUCUGGGGAGCCCCAGAUCGGCGGUUUUGACUGGAGGCUGGUGUUCACAUGGCACGUGGUCCCCAAGAGGGAGAGGAUGCAGAUGCGGUCCCCCAUCGAUGUCAUCAGGUCUCCAACAAUGGCUGGUGGGCUGUUUGCUGUGAGUAAGAAAUAUUUUGAAUAUCUGGGGUCAUAUGAUACAGGAAUGGAAGUCUGGGGUGGAGAAAACCUCGAAUUCUCCUUUAGGAUCUGGCAGUGUGGUGGGACCCUGGAGACACACCCAUGUUCUCACGUUGGCCACGUUUUCCCCAAGCAAGCUCCCUACUCGCGCAGCAAGGCCCUGGCUAACAGUGUCCGUGCAGCUGAAGUGUGGAUGGAUGAGUUUAAAGAACUUUACUACCAUCGCAACCCUCACGCCCGCUUGGAACCAUUUGGGGAUGUGACAGAGCGGAGGCAGCUCCGUGAAAAGCUCCAGUGUAAGGACUUCAGGUGGUUCUUGGAGAACGUGUAUCCAGAACUGCACGUGCCUGAAGACAGGCCUGGCUUCUUCGGGAUGCUUCAGAACAAAGGACUGAAAGAUUACUGCUUUGACUAUAACCCUCCCAAUGAGCACCAGAUUGUGGGACAUCAGGUCCUCCUGUACCUCUGUCAUGGGAUGGGCCAGAACCAGUUUUUUGAGUACACAUCCCAGAAUGAAAUACGCUAUAACACCCACCAACCGGAGGCCUGCAUAGCUGUGGAUGCAGGAAUGGAUAUGCUCAUCAUGGAUCUCUGCAAAGAAAUUGCCCCAGAAAAUCAGAAGUUCAUGCUGCAGGAGGAUGGUUCUUUAUUUCACGUGCAGUCCAAUAAAUGUGUACAGGCUGAGAGGAAGGCGUUCAGUGACAGUUUUGUACCACGCUUACGAGACUGCACCAACUCUGAACAUCAGAAAUGGUUCUUCAAGGAACGCACGCUGUGAAAUGUCACUGUGCCAAGGAGCCCGUUGAAGGGCAUGGGGGCCCCUGGACUCUGUGGCCAGCAGAGACUGAGCUAAGUACAGUACCCAAAACUUGGCUGCUCUGCUUUUAUAAGGAAAUCGUUCUGCAAUUUGUGAAGGGGAUGUUGGAUUUAGUAAAAAUGUAAAUAAGCUUUGUACUGAUUUUCAGAACUUUAAAAUUAUUCCCAAAUACCCGAUUUUCAAAGGGUAAUCAUAAAAUGGUUUUGGUAUUCAGAGCAUUAAAACCUUUAAGUAUUUUUCUACCAAGGUAUAUAUUCUACUUUCAUGCCUUUUUAUUCCUCCUAUCAAAAAGGUAAAUAUUUUAUUUUGAUAUUUACAAGGAUUCCCAGGUAGGAAGAUGAAAAUUAGACUAUGUAAUGUACUUUGCAUAAACUGAUAAUACCUCAAACACUGGGUUAGAUUCUUCUCAGUGUAGACAGAUGGACACUAGGAACAUUGUAUGGGUUCCUUGAGGUCAGUGAGAUACUCUAGGUUUAUUUUAAAAAAAGAGUGCUAUUUGGUUAUGUGCUGUUACCUCAAUCAAAACGCUAGUUAACGUUAAUGUCAGCCAAAGAGGACCAGCCGAAGCUGGAAUCUCAGAGGAACAAUGCGACCUACCGAUCUUCCACCCGACACGGUGGACAUCUGACAAAGCCUAGCUGUGAUGUGGCUGCAACUUCCAGUAAUUAGCACUGUGACUUUAUGACAUGUUUCUGUCAUUUAAAAUUUUUACCACACAUUAAAGUCAGGGAGAAACUUAAAGUACUAUGUGAAAUUCAGUUUUCAAGUUGUUCACUAAUAAUAUGUGGUAAUUGAAUUCCGUGUUGCAUUUGUGCUACAGCAGCUGCUGUUAAAGUUUCCCUCAGUAAUUCUGAUUUGGGAAUGAUCCCAGAUCCUCUUCUGAGAUCUUGAUGAAGUCAAUAUGAAUGAUUUUUUUUUAAAGUGAAAACAUAGCAGAUCUUUGUUUUUGUAACGAAUCAAAUGGGAAAGAUGAAGACACAUGUGCAGUUGAUUAAAAAAAAUAUCAACUUGU
Molecule: messenger RNA, 2845 nt
Organism: Manis javanica (Malayan pangolin)
Lineage: Eukaryota; Metazoa; Chordata; Mammalia; Pholidota; Manidae
Gene: GALNT12
Product: polypeptide N-acetylgalactosaminyltransferase 12
Biological process (GO): protein O-linked glycosylation
Cellular component (GO): Golgi apparatus
Molecular function (GO): polypeptide N-acetylgalactosaminyltransferase activity
Source: RefSeq, a predicted model, not a curated record